CGGGUGCAAACAUUUUUUUUUCCUUCAUCACAAACAUUUGCUCAACCCACUAGCCCUGAACGAGCAAGACGGUGGUGGUCCGCUUGUUUUGUCCGAUGCCUGCACCUUUUUCCAUCAUACCCACCUCGACCAAGAUACUGCCGCUACAGGUUCAAGCUCUGGUACCAAUCUAGAGGCAGGCCCCCAGUCACUUCUGCCCAGACCACCAGGCGGACGGGUCUGGUCUGCCGACAACAAAAAAGGGUAACUUACCUUGCCUGUUCCCGUCUUGUCUACGAUUUCCCAGCUCCUCUGCCCACAGCUCUUCGUGGGGGGCCCUUAUAGCAUCGUGACCCCUGGCCUUAGCACACACGAACCUGUCCCACUAUUCUUUUACCACACAGCUACGAUACAACACACACACCUCUCUCCAGAGCGCGCGCCCUUGUACUUUCUACCUCUGCCUCUGAACCUACCUUGUCUUCAUCAAACCAGAACACCCGGCUGAAGCAGCAUCCUAAGACUUGCUUGUUUGCUGCAUAUCACUUUGCCUCGCUCAGCGGCCCCAUGCAAAUGUAAAAGAGAGAAAAAAAGUAGACUUGCCUGGCAGAACUGGGGGCUUGUCCUCACCACAAACGACGAGUUGUGUCCCGCCCGGCCCUGAGUCGCCAUUUUACUCGCCAGUCCCGUCCUGCUACUCGCACUUGUUCCAAGCAUCUACCCGUCUAUCCGUCCCUGUUCGUACCAGGACUUGUACUGCAAACUGCUCGACAAACAACGGGCGGCGGGUCCCCCCUGCAUGCAUGCCUCUGCUCAUGCGCAAAUCUAGAUUGGCCACUCUGUGACACCGGUCUGUUGCCUGCGGUCGGGCGCCAUCUGAGAUAUUACAGGUUGUUUCCUAGCUCCCCCACCUCCAAUCAACCAGGCACUGGCGCCGCAUCGGAUUCUGCUGCCCUUGACUGCUUCCGACAACUAGGGCUGUUCCAUUCGAGCUCUCCAGAAAUACCUGAUCAUAGGUUACUACUAUCUGCUUAACACAAGCACGUCUUAUUUUUGCCUCACACAAAGGUGCCCGGAACCCUACUUUGGAUGAACAGACUGGGCCGGGAACCUCGAAACCGGAGUCAGGGGCUGGUAGAGCAAGGCACACACGGAGACCGCAAAUCUCCAUCACCCAAUGUCUCAUAGCCACUCUGAGAACAAAGAAGGACCCGUCCUUCUACAGCUACUUUCCAGGGAGUGUUGAUUACGAUCUGCUUGGCUACCUCAUCAGCAGGCUUGUGCUUCCACGGACGACUGAUACAACAAGAACCUAGGCCUGACUGUCUUCAAGGGCGAGACGGCUUAUUUUAUUUUCUUUGUUCUCCAAGGGCGCCAUCCCAGCCAGCUGAUUUUCACCCCCUGACGAGCACUACGGGCUCUGCAAAGUUCCAGUUGGACGGGAGCUGGAGCUCUGGCAGGACCGGCAAAGGAGGUGCGAACAUACUUAUCUGCAGGACUUCUUUCGCCCAUCGACUCUCGCAUUUGUCUUCUCUUGAGCUUCCAUCCGUUGUCAACCUCGCCGCGUCGGCUCCUGGCCCAGAUAUCAGCUUCUACUAUAUACAGCACACUUGUCAUCGACUGGACUCGAUUUUGGGGGGCAAGUUAUAUCACACGAGCCGUCAUUAGUGACAAAACCACAAUCUCCUGCAAAAGCCUACCUGUGGUUUUGUGCCAUUUUUGCUCCCGCCUGCAUCUCGUCACACCUUCCACGACUUGUUGGUCUCUCUGGUUACGAACACAACCGCUCGAGCGCUGAAGCACCGAACUUGUAGCACACAAAAAAGAAUACCCCUGGAACUCGAAAUUUUCCCAUAUUGUCAAGUUUGGGACGCACAACAUCGUUUGCUGGCCCACCGGCGAAUCUGGCCAAUCGAUACAGCUGGCCGGUUUGUUCACACCCGCGUCAUCUCUUACCAAGUAAAUUUUCUCACCUUCGUAGGGGAAGGUCGCUGCCAUCUUGGAAGUUGCGGCAGAUCUACUCGAGACGUUUUUAGAUUCCAAGGCUUGGAUUACCUCGGGGGCAAAUCCGCUGUCACGAUGGGGCGCGACUACCCUGAGCAGUCCGGAAAGGCAUAUUACCGUGGCCAGCAGUGGGAUGAAGAAAGGACCCAUACCACCACACUGGCAGGUAACUACGCUGACCAUGGCCGACAUGGAGUGUACUUUGAUGAUGGGCGACAAGCAGCAUACGCUGAAAAUGGACGAUAUCCCGGAUACCCUGAUGAUGGACGAUCAAACGCAUAUGAUGACAACGGAAGACAUGCAUGGUAUGCCGACAAUGGGCGCUAUCAACACUUGACAGGAUCGAUGCCUAUCGAUAUGGCGCUCCGUGAGCACUGCAGGAUUCCUGUCAAGAGAUAUUUCCUAGCGGUUCAAACCGACGACGGGAAGAUGCUUUACAUGCACAGUCAGCAUAAGCUGGACGAGAGGGAUGUCUUUAACCGAAUGGGUUUUGAUGCCCUUGUCCCUGAGAGGGACCCCAGGCGCCGCAAUUUUGAGGCACAUGAAUACGAUGCAUACGGAGCGUUGGGACACAGAGGCACAUAUGCAAGGUUGGGCCACACAUACGACGGACCUGACGCAGAUGCUUGGGAAGAGGGCGGAUACGUUAGUGGACCACCCAAAGCUCGAAAGCGCCACCGUGCCCAAGCCAACUUCCGUGGCGGCCCAGACUCGGCAACUGGAGACAGCGACUUGACAAGUGCAAACACCCCGGUUCCGCAGCACAGAGGAAUCGUCAUGGCCGAUCACCAAGUCAUCAUGGAAUUCUGCGAGACUCGCUUCAAAAACCUACAGCAGAUGGCCUGCAAGAUAGUUGCAAAGGCAUGGGUCAAGCUCGUUGAGCCGAAGAAGCAGUCGAACCACCCUUACACCAAUGGAGAUAUCAACGCUCCUGACUGGUGGCCUAAGCCAUGGGGUCCAGGCAAGGACGAGAAGGUGCGGCACAAAGAGCCGGACCACCUGUGGAAGAGAGAGAGGAUCUAUCUUUUGAACCACAUUCUGCAGCUGAUUGUGCAGCCGAACCACAAGCAACACCCAGACAUUCAAAAGCUGAAGCUUAACGUCGCCAAGCUCGAAGAGGCCACGGCCGAGGCUCUGUCGUCAUUCUUCCUGGACAAGGAGAACCCCGGCAAUGCCAGGAGGAAGGUGUACCUGAAAGAGAUAUUCAAGGUGGCCAAGGCUCAGGAAAGAUUCCUCAACGGCGAAGUUGAUGGUGACUACAAAGUGUGGGUGAACGCCGACGACAAGUUCACCGAGGAGAUGCAGAGUGGAGAUGACCACAUUACCGGAACGAUGAAUCAAUCCGAGGAAGAUAUGCGUCAGGUUCAAAUGGGAAGAGGUUCCGCACCUCCUUCUCAACAAUCGCCGCUAAAGUCGACAAUGAUGCAACCUGGCUUCCCACCUCAUGGUCUGCCUAGCGCUGCUGGACCCAGCGGCGAUCACACCCCACCCCCUAUGGCGCAUGGCGGCGGCGGCGGCGAGCAGUUUUUGGGCGGGGUCCCGGUUCGGACCAUGAACGACAUGCCCUCGUACCAAGCCCAGGAAAUGUAUCCCGGCCUCUCAGGCUCGAGGCGGUCCUCAUCGAUAUAUGGACUGACGACAGACUAUGCUCCUGGUGGCGCCAGUGGAGCGGCUGCUCUCCACGGCAUGUACACAGCCCAAUGGUCCCAUCAAGGGCCAGCAUCGGCAACGACCCCGACUUCUGCGACAGGUAAUCCUGCCAUAAACUUUGCCUUCACCUCGCAGCCUCAAACGCUGCCACUACCCGCCCCAUUCGUGACCCAAGCCGCCGUCCAGGCAAGCCAGCAUGCGACCGCGGCUCCAGGAGCUGCCUACAUGCCCUUUGCGCCAGAUUCUCUGCCCAAGGUUGAGUCGGCCAGUGUUGGUGGCGCGCUCCAUUCACCCGAUGGCCAGCACGCUUCAUCUCAUCAUCAGUCCCAUACCAUGAAUCUGGCUCGCCACCCUCUCCCCACUGCCCCUGGAAUCAUGAACCACGCUCCCGCCAACUAUCCUGAGUAUGGCGCACAUGAGUCCCGCCACAUGCCGAGACCGCUAUCAUGAACAGCUAGCUAGCUACAAACGGCGAACCUGACUACCUACCUACUACUUACUUCUGUAUUCCUUAUCUCCCUAUCCCAUUCCUAAGAUUCUUUUACUUGUCUCUAAUCUUUACGAGUGGGUUGGCACCCGUAUCUUGUCUUAUUUCUUUUCUCUUCUCAUUACAAGAGCUGAUUUUUUUUUGCUUACGACUUUUAUUAUUUUCCUCUUUGCCAUAUUCGUCACGAUGACAUCUACGGCAGUAAAUGGGAACCGAGCAUGCAGAAAAAAAAAGACGAAAAAAAAAAGAAAAAAAGACUCCUGUUUCUUGAUCUAUACUCAUGAUAGAGACGAAACUUGAAUCACGGCCAGGUCAUUUGAUUUGUUUAUCGCUUUUAUGCGUUCUCUGCAUCUUUUUUUUUCUUGUUUUUCUCACAUAACAAAACUCAUCAUCGAUUUCUCAAUUUUCCUUUUGGUCUACUUCAUAUUGCGACUUGGGUUUCACGGCGCAACUCUAAUACCUUAUCCACGGCUCUCAUGCAUUCGGAAUUUUCUUUUGCUUGUUCAUCCUCUUCUGCGAUCCACUUGUCUCUGUUUAAUUCUAUCCUUUGGGGGGAGAACAAUCUCCGUGGCGUUGAAUCUUUGGUGUUCACUUGAGCGAGCGGGUGUAACAACGAAGUCACUGACUUGAGGGGGAAAAAAAGCAACUUGGAGGUUCUUUUAAGUAACUUGUCUCAGGAUGCAUCUAGUCCAAGCCUCUUUCUUGGUUUCUUUUCUUUCUGGAAUUUGAACGAAACAAAAAAUUCUUUGGAUGCGGAAAGUAUCAGCUGCCCGACAUUGCGAGGCGAGUGGGAUGGGAUGGUGAUGCAUAUCAUCCUACUAGGGAGCGUUCCAGCAUGGCUCCCAUUGUGUGGCUAUUUGCUUUUUCUUUUGUUGCUAUUUGAUCUUUUCAGUUAUGAUACUCUAUCAAGUAUAUGCUGGGUGGCUAGGAUUACGACUUUUAUUUUGAGAUAUGAUAAUUUACUAGCGUUCACCUCAACCCUGUUCCCCCC
Pyricularia oryzae 70-15 is the source of this 5111-nucleotide messenger RNA. RefSeq lists its product as uncharacterized. The record is from RefSeq and is a predicted model, not a curated record. The coding region runs from base 2059 to 4083 and encodes 674 amino acids. The transcript is spliced from 6 exons. NCBI's taxonomy places the organism in Eukaryota, Fungi, Ascomycota, Sordariomycetes, Magnaporthales, Pyriculariaceae.